UUUCUUUUUUCUUUAUUAUGACAAACAAUAUCUCUUCCCGUAUAAUGCAGUUUAACUCUAUUCAAGAGGAACUAGAUUAUUGGAGAAGCCACGCAGAAAAUCUAGAGAAUACUUUACAAGAUACAAGAGCAGCUCUAGACGAGUUUCAAGUAUCUUCUCGCGAACUUGAAGAAGAACUUGAGAAAGAAUUGCAAACAACUGAAAAAGCAUACAAUGACCUAAAAUCGCGUUGCGAGCACUUUAAACGAGACGCAGAGGAUUGGAAAGCAAAAUACACAGAAUCAAAGCAUGAACAAAAUAUCACAAUGGUUCAAAUGCAACGAGAAAUUGAUAUUCUGAGAGCGACAGAAGAAUCAUUUAGAAAAAAAGUGUUAGAGCUAGAGCUCGACAAUGAUGAUUUGGAAAGGACAGAAAGAGCUGCGACCUCUUCUUUGACAGAUCUGGAAAUGAAGCUGAAUAAAGCAAUUGAAAGAAAUGUGAUUUUAGAGAAUGAAAUUCAAGCAAAAGACAAUUUGACAGAACAAACGCAAAGAUUGAAGGAUGAGCUGAAUGAGGCACACCAAGAGUUGUCUGUUUUACGCUCUCAAUCUUCAAAACAACAAGAGUAUAUUGAAGAACUUGAAAACAAGGUUGAAGAAGUUGAAAAGAAGAAUAGACAACAAGCAGCCUUAAACGAACAACAAAAUAGAUCACCUACUCCAGACCGAGGUUCAGGCUAUUAUGAUCCUUAUUCACGUAAUAGAACUACUCGCAUACCUCGUACAUCAGCAUCUGGAUCUCUUUCUGCUUCAUCAAAUCCAGUCAAGAUGGUACAAGAAAUGGUUGGUCGAGUCAGAAGCUUAGAAGCACGAUUGCAGUCAUGUCGUUCUUUGGUUACUCCUCUUUUGAACCCACCACCUUCCUAUAGUUCAUCCAACUAUAUUCAUAGAGACUCACACAUGUCUACUGGCCAUAGUCGACCUUCUUCACCUGAUACUAGCAGUAUUCGCUCAGGUAGCCCAAUGCAUUUCUCCAACAUUAAAGCAAGAAGACCUUCUGAGUACAUGAAGACAAGUAUGGAUACCAGCGAAGAAUAAUUUACUAGUACUUAAUGAUUUAAUACCGUCUUGAAAGUAUAUAAAACUAUUUAAAUAAAU
Gilbertella persicaria is the source of this 1136-nucleotide messenger RNA. RefSeq lists its product as uncharacterized. NCBI's taxonomy places the organism in Eukaryota, Fungi, Mucoromycota, Mucoromycetes, Mucorales, Choanephoraceae. Gene Ontology annotation, cellular component: centrosome; kinesin complex; kinetochore. Gene Ontology annotation, biological process: microtubule nucleation; vesicle transport along microtubule; establishment of mitotic spindle orientation. The coding region runs from base 18 to 1076 and encodes 352 amino acids. The transcript has 6 exons. The record is from RefSeq and is a predicted model, not a curated record. Gene Ontology annotation, molecular function: microtubule binding.